CAGCCCACAACCAUUUCCCUCAGGAUACGCAUUUGAACGAUGGCUCACUUGAACGAGCGCAAGGCCUUCGAGGAGGAAGUUGCGCAGGUCGAACGGUGGUGGAAGGACUCCCGCUGGUGGAAGACCACGCGUCCCUACACUGCGGCUGAGGUCGUCGCCAAGCGUGGCACGAUCCCCAUCUCGUACCCCUCAGACAUCCAGGGCAAGAAGCUCUGGCGUAUCCUUUCUGGGCAUUUCCAGAACGGCACUCCAUCGCAUACCUAUGGCGCCCUUGACCCCGUGCAGGUCACACAGAUGGCCAGGUACCUCGAAACCGUUUACGUCUCCGGCUGGCAGUCGUCGAGCACGGCGUCGACCACGCAUGAGCCAGGUCCGGACUUGGCGGAUUAUCCAUCCAACACGGUGCCUAAUAAGGUUGAGCACCUGUUCACGGCACAACUCUUCCACGACCGCAAACAGCGCGAGGAGCGCUCCCGCCUGUCGGAGGCCGAGCUCGCGAAGACGCCCGCCAUUGACUACCUCCGACCGAUCAUCGCUGACGCAGACACCGGCCAUGGCGGAUUGACUGCGGUCAUGAAGCUCGCGAAGUUGUUCGUCGAGCGCGGCGCCGCCGGAAUCCACAUUGAAGACCAGGCGCCCGGCACGAAGAAGUGUGGGCACAUGGCGGGCAAGGUGCUCGUGCCCGUGCAGGAGCACAUUAACCGCCUCGUCGCGAUCCGUCUCCAGUUCGACAUCAUGGGCGUGAGCAACCUCGUCAUCGCGCGUAUUGACUCCGAGGCUGCGACGCUUAUCACGAGCAACAUCGACGAGCGCGACCACGCGUACAUCCUCGGCUCGACGAACCCAAGCCUUCGCCCGCUCGUCGUCGAGCUCACGGAGGCCGAGCGCGCCGGCAAGACUGGUGCCGCGCUCGAAGCCGUCGAGGAGCGGUGGAUCGCGGCUGCGAAGCUCGAGCUUUUCUCGACCACGCUCAGCAACGCGCUCCGCGCACAGGGCGCGUCACCGGCGCAAGUUGACCAGUUCGCCAAACGCGUCGCGCACGUCUCGUGGCCUGCCGCUGUCCAGAUCGCGCAGAAGGAAUUCGGGCUGAAGCAGGUACCCUCCUGGGAUUGGGACGCGCCUCGCACGCGCGAGGGCUUCUACAGGUUCCAGGGCGGGACGCAGUCGGCGGUGUGGCGCGGAAUUGCGUACUCGCCGUACGCGGACCUGCUGUGGAUGGAGACGCAGAAGCCGAUCCUGGCACAGGCGAAGGAGUUCGCAGAAGGCAUCCACUCUGUGUGGCCAAAGCAGUGGCUCGCUUACAACCUUAGCCCUUCGUUCAACUGGGAGGCCGCCGGCUUGAACACGGAAGACAUGAAGUCGUACGUGUGGCAGCUUGGGAAGUUUGGCUAUGUCUGGCAGUUCAUCACGCUUGGUGGUCUGCACUCGAACGCGUACAUCAGCAACCUCUUCGCCAAGGCGUACGCGCAGGAGGGCAUGAAGGCCUACGUCGAGCUUGUCCAGCGGCCCGAGCGCGAGAGUGGGUGCGACGUGCUCACUCAUCAGAAGUGGAGUGGGGCGGACUAUGCGGACAGCCUGUUGAAGACCGUUACCGGUGGCGUGUCGUCCACGGCUGCGAUGGGCAAGGGUGUCACGGAGGAUCAGUUCAAGUCGAAGCUGUAAAAGGCGCGGCAGGAACCUUGCAGGAAUGUGGCGGCGCGGAGCACGUAUGGACUUUCUUGCUUGCUGGAUUACUUGUCAUACCACAGAUGUAUCAUUAGGAUCGAGUACAUGUGUCCUCUAUUCCGCCGCCUUUGUCGACCGAUGUUCAAACGCACUUCACGUCGAGCGUCCAACUUCGACGUCAUGUGACCCAUCGUCGACGAGUUGCACAAUAUUCAUCCCGAUGUAGAUGCGCUCUGUCUACGUUGUGUCUAUCAAGAUGCGUAACUUGUCU
Molecule: messenger RNA, 1936 nt
Organism: Dichomitus squalens LYAD-421 SS1
Lineage: Eukaryota; Fungi; Basidiomycota; Agaricomycetes; Polyporales; Polyporaceae
Product: isocitrate lyase
Exons: 4
Coding region: 40-1662 (540 amino acids)
Biological process (GO): carboxylic acid metabolic process
Molecular function (GO): isocitrate lyase activity
Source: RefSeq, a predicted model, not a curated record